AUGUCUUCUCCUUUGGUUGGUCCACCAGAGCUCCGAGAGUCUGUUACUGGAAAACGCAACACAUCUUCUGGUCCAAGCGAUCCAUUCAUGGACGCAAUGGUCUCAAACUUCAACAAAGCAGCCAAAGUCAAGGAUCACUCUGCUCCUCGUAGAGGCCUGACCGAGAACGGAGCCGACACGUACCUCUCCGCCGGUAAUCCUUGCCUCGACUUCUUCUUCCACGUUGUUCCAAGCACCCCCAAGGAAUCUAUUGUGGAGAGACUCGUCGCCGCUUGGAAUCACGAUGCUUUAACCACUCUAAAGCUUAUAUGUAACCUUCGUGGAGUCCGAGGUACUGGAAAAUCCGACAAGCAAGGGUUUUACACGGCGGCUUUAUGGCUCCACGGUUGUCAUCCCAAAACCCUAGCUUGUAACCUCGAAUCUCUCUCCAAAUUUGGUUACUUUAAGGAUUUCCCGGAGAUUCUUUACCGGAUUCUUGAAGGACACGAUAUCCGCAAAACGCAGAAAAUGGAAUGGAACCAGAGGAAAAGAGGAAUCCAGAGACAAUCUAGAGGUAGUGGAAGAGCUCCUUUCUCUAAUCCUCGUCAUGGAAGCCGUGACGUUCGCCGGAAAAAGAAGCCGACGGUGACGAGGGAGCUGAGGAUAGCGAACGCAGAGAAAAGGAACCAAGUGGAGAAAGAGAGAGCGAGUUUGGAUCGGAAGGAGAAGAAGAUAGAAUUGGGGAUGCAAGCAUUCACUAGAUAUGCUCAGGAUCCAGAGUAUAGGUUCCUCCAUGAACGAGUCUCUGAUUUAUUCUCAGAUCACUUGAGAAGAGACAUCGAGUUUUUGACUUCCGGAGAAACAAACAAGAUCUCUCUAGCGGCUAAGUGGUGUCCGUCGCUUGAUUCUUCCUUCGACAAAGCAACUCUGAUCUGCGAGAGCAUCGCUAAGAAGCUCUUUCCUCGUGAAUCAUUCCCUGAAUACGAAGGUGUAGAAGAAGCUCACUACGCGUACAGAGUUCGUGAUCGGUUAAGGAAGGAGGUUCUUGUUCCUCUUCGGAAAACUCUGCAACUCCCUGAGGUUUACAUGGGAGCUAGCGAUUGGGAAUCUCUUCCCUACAAUCGUGUAGCAUCGGUGGCUAUGAAAUCAUACAAGGACAUAUUCCUGAAACACGACGAGGAGAGAUUUCAGAAGUAUCUAGAAGAUGCGAAAUCAGGGAAAACGACAAUCGCCGCGGGAGCUUUGUUACCACACGAUAUAAUCGGAGAAUUGAACGGUGGAGACGGUGGACAAGUAGCUGAGCUUCAAUGGAAACGAAUGGUUGAAGAUCUGAAAAAGAAGGGUUCUUUAACCAACUGCAUCGCUAUCUCCGACGUGUCGGGAUCUAUGAGCGGUACUCCAAUGGAGGUUGCAGUCGCUCUGGGUUUACUCGUCUCUGAGUUAUCUGAAGACCCAUGGAGAGGAAUGCUGAUAACUUUCAGCAAAAACCCAGAANUGCAUUUGGUGAAAGGAGACGACUUGAGAACGAAAACAGAGUUUGUGAGGAGAAUGAAGUGGAAUAUGAACACUGAUUUUCAGAAAGUGUUCGAUCUGAUUCUGAAAGUUGCAGUGGAAGGGAAACUAAAACCGGAGGAGAUGGUCAAGAGAGUUUUCGUGUUCAGUGACAUGGAGUUCGAUCAAGCUAGAGUUAAGCAAUCGGCGCAUUAUGGUGGUGGAUACUAUGGUCAAGGGCCGAUUCCGACUCCAGGUGGAUGGGAAACGGAUUACGAAGCGAUUGUGAGGAAGUACAAAGAGAAAGGGUACGGUGAAGCUGUGCCGCAGAUUGUGUUUUGGAAUCUGAGAGAUUCGAAGUCAACGCCGGUGAUGGCGAGUCAGAAAGGAGUGGCUAUGGUGAGUGGGUUUUCGAAGAAUUUGAUAAAGAUGUUUUUGGAUAAUGAUGGGGAGAUUGAUCCGAUGAUAAUCAUGGAGGCUGUAAUCGCCGGAGAAGAGUACAAGCAGCUUGUUGUGAUCGAUUGA
Messenger RNA from Arabis nemorensis, 1995 nucleotides. The record is from the annotation of a GenBank genome assembly. Lineage: Eukaryota; Viridiplantae; Streptophyta; Magnoliopsida; Brassicales; Brassicaceae.